Messenger RNA from Salarias fasciatus (jewelled blenny), 1513 nucleotides. It is a transcript of the gene gpn2, whose product is annotated as GPN-loop GTPase 2. The transcript has 6 exons. NCBI's taxonomy places the organism in Eukaryota, Metazoa, Chordata, Actinopteri, Blenniiformes, Blenniidae. Gene Ontology annotation, cellular component: cytoplasm. The record is from RefSeq and is a predicted model, not a curated record. The coding region runs from base 174 to 1115 and encodes 313 amino acids. Gene Ontology annotation, molecular function: GTPase activity.
GGAAGUACUUUGGACGCUGUUAGCAGUUAGCUUCUGCUAGCUUCAUGUCUGAAAACAGUCCGGCGGCGAGCGGUGUCCCUCCAGUUGGAUGCUGAAAUCCUGCACGGGUGACCGCAUGUGGCCCCUCUGACCCCCCCGGUUUCAUCCCUGUAGGAGCCUCAUCCAGUGCAAGCAUGUCCCACCAGACAGGACUGAAGCCCUCUUUGCGGUUCGGCCAGGUGGUGAUUGGGCCCCCGGGCUCGGGUAAAACCACCUACUGCAAGGGGAUGCAGGAGUUCCUGUCUCACUUAGGACGCAAGGUGGUUGUGGUGAAUAUGGACCCCGCCAACGAGGGGUUACCGUACUCCUGCGCUGUGGAUGUCUCAGAGCUGGUCACUCUGGACGAUGUCAUGGAGGGCCUCAAGCUCGGGCCCAACGGUGGGCUCCUCUACUGCAUGGAGUACCUGGAGGCUAAUCUGGACUGGCUUGAGAAAAAACUGAAGCUUCACAAUGACUGUUACUUUUUGUUUGACUGUCCUGGACAGGUAGAGCUUUACACCCACCAGAAUUCAGUCAAGAAUAUAUUCUCACAGUUGGCUAAGUGGAAUUUUAGGUUGACAGCAGUGCACCUUGUGGACUCUCAUUACUGCGCUGACCCGGCCAAGUUCAUCUCAGUACUGUGCACCUCUCUGUCCACAAUGCUGCAUGUGGAGCUCCCCCAUGUUAACGUUCUCUCCAAGAUGGACUUGAUAGAGCAGUAUGGCAAACUGGCUUUCAACCUGGACUUCUACACGGAGGUCAUGGACCUGACUUAUCUUCUCGAUCACUUGGCUGCAGACCCCUUCUUUAAAAAAUUUCACCAUCUGAAUCAAAAGUUGGCAGAGGUCAUUCAGGACUACAGCCUUGUCUCCUUUGUGCCUCUCAAUGUGCAGGACAAAGAGAGCAUGAUUCAGGUCUUGCGGGCAGUGGACAAGGCAAAUGGCUACUGCUUCGGAGACCUGGAGGAAAGGAAUCUGCAGGCCAUGAUGUCAGCGGCAGUGGGGGCAGACUUCCAGUUCAGCUCUACUCUUGGGGUGCAGGAGAAGUAUGUUGAGACCAGUGCAAAGACUGUGGAAGAAGAAAUGAUGGAUCUGUGAAUUGCAAAGCCAGAAGAAGAAGUGGUUUCCUCCAUAACACAUUUAUACCCAAGAACUCUCGGCAGCGUUUAUCAUGCUUGGACUCCAUUCCGAGUGCCUCCGCCUGAGCAGUCGGGACAUUUGAACUGAAUUUGGGAAUUGUUGAUGCUUCAGUGUUCACACACCUCUUAAAUAAAAUAAAAUAUUUCAUUGAGGAAAAUCAAUGGAAACGUUUUCUGACAUUUUAUUAUUGUAAUGGAAAAUUGUAAUUCUGUGAAGGUGUCAUUACAGACAGAAGACAUUUUUAUUAAAAUGCUAAAGCCAUUCAAUGAUAUGUGUAAAGUUUCAGCUGUUUAUUGUGUUGGCCUGUGUGAAAACAUCGUCAUUGUAUCCAUCAUCAUGUUAAAAAACAAGUAAUU